CCAUCCGCCCGGGCUCUAAGGCUGCCGAGGGCGUCAGCGACUCCGACAUGGCCAAGCGGGCACGGUUCGAGGAGCUGAAGCGGCGGCGGCUGCAGGACCCCAACGUGGGGGUGUCCCGGACCCGGCUGUGCCUCCACAACCUGCCCAAGGCCCUGGACACCCCCCGGCUGCGGGCGCUGCUCCGGGGGGUCCUGCGCCACAACGGGGGGGCCCCCCCACACAUCAAGGAGUGCCGGGUGAUGCGGGAGCUGCGGGGUCAGGGCCAGUCUUUGGGGUUCGCCUUCGUGGAGUUCGGGGAGCAUGAGGAGGCUCUGGGGGCCCUGCGGCGCCUCAACAACAACCCCGAGCUCUUCGGGCCUCACAAGCGCCCCAUCGUGGAGUUUGCCCUGGAGGACCGGCGAAAGCUGCGGCUGCGGGAGCAGCGGAUCCAGCGCGGGCUGCUCAAGGCCAAGGCGAAGGCGGCUGAGUCUGCAAAAACCCCGGAGACCCCCCAAGGACCUACAGAGCCCCCCAAGGGACCCACAGAGCCCCCCAAGGGCUCGGGUGGGCAGGCCCCUCCCAGCAAGACCCCUCCCAGCAAGGCCCCUCCCAGCAAGACCCCCCCCAGCAAGGCCCCCCCUGCCAAGGCCCCCUCGGGCCCCCCCGGGACCCCCUGGGCCGGGUUCCGCACGCAGGGCCCGGGGGGGCGGGGGGCACCCGGGACCCCCCGCAACAAAGUGCUGGCAGUGCCCUCGCACCGGGGGCCCAAGAUCAGGAAACGGGACAAGGGGAAGGCACAGCCCCCUCUCUCCAAAGCCCCCAAGCCCCCCAAGGCCUCUCGGCGGCGGGAGAAACAACAGGAGACCCCUCCCCAG
This is a messenger RNA of Empidonax traillii (willow flycatcher), 854 nucleotides long. Its product is annotated as RNA-binding protein 28-like. NCBI's taxonomy places the organism in Eukaryota, Metazoa, Chordata, Aves, Passeriformes, Tyrannidae. The annotation marks the transcript as partial. The transcript has 6 exons. Gene Ontology annotation, molecular function: RNA binding. The record is from RefSeq and is a predicted model, not a curated record.